GUUAAUGUUUAGGUGAGGCUGUAUCUGUAAUGUCAUUUGAUUAUGACUUUUCAGAGUGACAAGAAAAAUAGUUUUUUAUUUUCAAAAUAAAUAUUUUAUUUUUAAUACAAUGUGAUGUGAGAGAUGAUACAAUUGUUUUAAUUGAAAUGAUUGGAGUUCAUUAAUCGCUCUGCGAACAAAUGACUGAGGAUGUGAAAUCUCCAAUACACAAAUACUUAUUAUACUUACCUUCUUCCGUUUCAUAAUCAUAAAAGAUGAAUCCGUAUAAAGAUGUAGAAGAGAGUUCUUUCGUCGCGGCACCACAUCUUACAUAUGAAGAUAUCGCUACUAAGUUGCUUAAGGAUAACUUAUUUUUAACUGCCCUAGAACUUCAUACGGAACUUGUGGAAAGUGGAAAAGAGUUACCUCAGCUGAGAGAAUUCUUUUCAAAUCCUGGAAAUUUCGAACAACAUGUUUCACGCGCGUCAGAAAUGGGAACUAUUAAUCGAACUCCAAGUUUAGCGACAUUGGAUUCGCUGGAUACAGCAAGGUAUUCUGAGGACGGAGGUGGCGAUCGAGCUGGUAGUGGUUGUGAUGUUGCUGUUUUAGAAUUUGAACUUAGAAAAGCUAGGGAAACAAUAAACUCUUUACGAGCUAACCUAACACAGUUUGCUGAUGAAUCACCUCUUGACAAGAACAAUUCUGAAAUCGAUAGUCAAAGGACACUUAAACCACAUGAGAAAAAAGCUCUCAAUUUUCUUAUAAAUGAAUAUCUUCUUCUUCACAAUUAUAAACUAACGAGCAUUACAUUUUCUGAUGAAAAUCCAGAUCAGGAAUUUGAGGAUUGGGAUGAUGUAGGUUUAAAUAUUCCCCGACCUGCAAACCUUAUGUCUCUAUUCUGGGGAAGUACACGCAGCUUAAGUGUACCGAAGGCAGAUGUUGCAACAUACACAGAUUUCUCAUGCAUAGACAGUGAAUGCCAAACGGAUUUGGAUGAAAAUGUGUGUGUGAGUUGUCAGACUUUAGACCAUGAAACAGAUUGGAGCCAUGAGCUUCUAAUUCAGGUGGAAGAAAUAGAACUAUUGAAACAAAAAAUAAUAGCUCUCGAAACAGAAAAAUUAAAUUUCCAAAAACUAUAUGAUGCUGCCAUUGUUAGUCUCAACACGCUAACAAGUCCGAUGUCGGAGAGUAAAACACUGGAAUUACAAAUACCAGAUGAAAAAAUUAAUUCGAAUUUAAAAGAUCACUUAGAAGAUAUAAAACCUAUUACGUGCAUGGCUUUGGAAAACCAUUAUGGCAGCGGUAAUUCAACUCACAGUGCUACGCCUGAACAAUUUGAGAUGAUCUAUGGUGAUAAGAAUAAUUGCAUGUCAAAGAAGGACGGUUCAAACACCAGUUCGUUUGAGCCGGCUGUAUUGGACAGUGUCCGAGGAUCGCCGAGACGAGCCAGUGUUACCACAUUGGAUGAAACUCUCAGCAUCAACGAUGCUGGCGAAUGGACCAGGGUUCACUAUGAAUAUAAUACUGUAGACAAUAACAAAGAAAUGUGGAUCGACAGUGGUAUACCGAGUGCCCUGAAGGAUAUGAUAAUGGGUUGGUGUAACGAGGCGUUAGGUACAAACGGUCCAAUAAACAAUGAUUUACUUUUGGAUCUCGUUAAUAGUGAGAAGACAAUCACACUGUCAGGAUUAUUACCACUUGUCGCGGACACGCUGCCGAGGGUGCUCCCCCAUACCUUAGUGUCUCGUCGCGGUGAGGCCGCAGCCCUGGUAGCUGGUGCAGCAGCCCUACUAUCUCCAGGUGACGCCAGGCGAUCCAGACUCCUGCAUACACUUCUCACACUAUACAAGAAACCUGAUCCCGAGGACGCGAAGAUCAUAUGCGAAGCAACACGUCUCGUGGUGAAGUGGGGCGGUAGUGGGGAGGUUCUGUCGUCUAUAGCUGAGCUGCUAGGUUCAAGGUCGUCCGAACGAAGAGUUCUAGCCAGUCAGAUCUGCUUGGCAAUAGCGCCUUAUGUGCCGAUAGAGCUGUGCACCUCACUGCUACUGAGUUUGGUGCUGCUGAUGAGCGAGUCGAGUGAAAUAGAAGUGAGAAACGUCGGGCUGAGAGCAGCCGUCCUCAUAUGUCCAGUGGCGGAACACAAGUAUGGACAGUUGGAGGAUUGCAUGUUUAACUUCCUGAGAGAUAAAGACGAGAAGAUAGUUAAGGAUACAGUGAACGUGUUUGUACCUGUCCUAGCGAGGAGUGCCAUCAUAUCUGGUAAAUUCUCAACGGAUUUAUUCAGCAAGGUGCUAGCGAAUUUGAACAAAUCUGGCUCAGACAAUGAACGGAGGACAAUGAUAAUGUAUUUGGAGGUUCUGCAGUCGUUGGCAUCCUCCGAACUGGUGUACGUGACCAAUGUACAACUGGUCAGGGAUGUGAAUUGUGAUAUUGUCAUGUCCGAAGUACCGUUGAGUGAUCAAAUAGAUGUAUAUAACAUGAGUGAUUCUGAUAGAGUGUUGUGUGUGGCAAUGAACCGCCUGCUGAAGGAAGAUCCCCAUACCAGAUGGGCCGAACUAAAUUGGUUCAUUGAUGUUACAAAACAAAUUUUAGAUAUAGGAAUUAAAUACAAAGCGUUGAACCAUCCGGCGGUGUAUGAAACACUUAUAACAUUAUUCCAUGCAUAUGUUGAUAAGUUCGGACAUGACUUCACGGCUGCUGUACUCAGCGGCGUGUUUACUGAGAUUAUAUUGGAUUUAGAGAAUAAAUUAGAGAAAUUACACGCCAUUAGUGUGGACAGUAUGGUCGUUGUGGGCAUAUACCUGGCGACUGUUUUGAUUGAAGUAGAAAGUGUCGAUCAACAAGCAGAGUUCUUACAGAAAUGGACUAUGUAUAGCAGUAUAAGGGGUUUGCCACCAAAAAUAUUAUCGAUUCCCUUGAAAUGGUUGUCUCAGCAGAGGCCGAGCACACUCAACACCUUCAUACAUCAUUUACGAGAAUUUGCAGCGAGCAGUUGUGACUCAUCAAGCGGCAGUACUAUACGGAUGUUCAUAGCUAACCUUAUAACGGAGUUUGUAAACACGACGGAUGUCAACGAGGACUGUAUCCACAACCAACUGUUGCCGGCCGUCAUCGCACUGCUCUAUGAUGAUGACGUAUCUGUCCGCGAGGCGGCGAUAACGUCGUGGGGCAGCGUUUCAAGGUCGUGUGUGAGUCGAGGGUUGUCCUGCUCAAAAAACUGCUGGCCGGCCUUCGAGGAGGUCGUACGGAGACCGCUGGUCGGCAGGGAGUCAGCGCGCGCAGCCGAGGCACUCGCUAUGCUGUUACUACCAACAGACGGACAAACAGUUUGCGAAAAAGCGGUGUCGGUGCUGUGCUCGUUGUCUAUGAGCGUGUCUGUGGUCGAUAGUGAAGUGAUGUCGUCUCUGGCACCGGCGCUUCAGUUAGCGUCGCAUCACUGUCCCCAGCACCCAGCACUACUACCAGCUCUCAGGAAAUUAGAGGAAAUCGUCCAAUCACCUUCUAUGGCCCAAUACAAGCCAGCAAUAGAAGCCCUUCUCCACGUGGCCGGUACUGAGGCUGUAGACAGUUCCCCUCGGUCCAGCAACCUUCAUACAGCGCAGGAAGUUGGCAGAAGAGUCACUCAGAUCUUCCAGCAAUCCAAAACCAACAUAAACCUUCCAAAUAUAUUUAGAAAGAAAACUUAGUAACAUCUUUUGUACUCGCAGGCUGCAUUACAGUGACAUGUGCGAGAGGCAGCUGAGAUUUAAAAAAAAAGUGGCAGUAGAAGAAAUUAUUUUUUUCAUAUAUUUUAAAUCAAAACCCGAGGCCGGUUGGACCAGACAUUUUUUUAAUACCCUUUAAGGUCAAAAAGGUUUUACUCAAUUUACCUCAUUUAUUAUGGCUUUCCUCUGUGCCGAAGGUUUUAAUUAAAAAUAAAAAAGACACUACCUGGUAUUAAACCAUUUCAUGUAAAACAGAUAGUAUCAAAUUAGUUACUUAAGAAACAUUAUUUUCAAUAUUAAUAUCUUAUUGGACUAUUGAUUGUUCAUAACUCUUCUGACAAGCACAGCUCUUGUUACACUGGAUAGAAUGUUAUACUCUAUAUACUUCUCCUACUGUUUAGUACCAAAGCUUCCGAAAUCAAUGUUCUAUCACCAAAACAGGCUGAUCACUGAUCACAGAUACAAUUAUUUUAUAGUAAAUAUUGUUAAAAAUAUAUAUUUUUUAUCUUCAGCAAAUUUCUACUGUUUAUAAAUAUAUCAUAGUAUAUUUUGUGAUGACAAUGAAAUUAUUAAGAUUAUUUCUCAUAUAAUUAACAUAUAGGUGUCAUUUAUUUUUAAUUUUAACUUAAUAAAAAAAUCUUCCUUGUUGUAUGUGAUGUGCUAUAUUGAUUGAACGCUUCGUACUUUUUACUUUAUUGUUUUACAUAUUCCAUCCAUUUUUCAUUAACAUUAAAUAUAUUUAUUAAAUUUAUGGAAAUCUACCAAUACAGCUUAAAGAAUUUGAGCUAUAUAGCUAUAUUUUUUUUAAAUCAUAGUAAAUAGGCGUAUGUACUUACUCACAACAUUCCUUAUUAGUUUAAAACCGGCAAUAAUAACAGCUUUAUUAUUAAUUUUAGUUCAGUACAAAAUAUUUAUAUAGUUAUAUAUAGCAUAGUUAUAAGUUGAACUCUUAGAUCCACUAACUAUUCCCUGGUGCUCUUCGUGCUCCCAAUUUUCACAUUGUUUUAAAAUUUCACCUCACUCGAAUAAAAGCUUAUUUUAAAAUAUAUUAAAUUUAUUGGCCUACACUAAUGAAAAUAAGCCUUAAUGUUGAAGUUACAAAGCUUUAUUUCCAUUGUUACUAUUUAUAUGCACUCUAUCGUCGUUUAUGCUGUGUUAAGUUUUAAAAACUUGAAAUAUUUAAAGUGGCAACAUUAUAAAAUAUUUGUAUAUAAUCUACCAGUGAAUCUCCUCGAUGCAAAAACAUUGUGUUUCGCUAUUUGUGAUAGGAUCUUAUGAAUGACAAAAAGAUGUACCUUAACAUGACAAUGUGACAUGAUCAUGUGAUAUAUGUAUAUAUAUUAUAUAUUUUUAUCCUCGUUGAAUCAAAUGCUGGAUGUUUCUGACGCAUGAAAUUUUGGGUUGUGUACUAAAAUAGUUUAAUAUAUUAUUUUUAAACGAAA
Messenger RNA from Danaus plexippus (monarch butterfly), 5125 nucleotides. Its product is annotated as RAB11-binding protein RELCH-like. NCBI's taxonomy places the organism in Eukaryota, Metazoa, Arthropoda, Insecta, Lepidoptera, Nymphalidae. Gene Ontology annotation, cellular component: recycling endosome; trans-Golgi network. Gene Ontology annotation, molecular function: protein binding. Gene Ontology annotation, biological process: intracellular cholesterol transport. The transcript has 16 exons. The record is from RefSeq and is a predicted model, not a curated record. The coding region runs from base 255 to 3665 and encodes 1136 amino acids.